CCUCUUUCCCCAAAACUCAUUUCUUCCCCCUUGACCAUGUGGCCAUGUGUCUGUGGGAUCCAACUUAUCCUCAUCUUGCUGUCCUCUGUCUUAUGGACUCAGGGGGAAAACUGCCCAACAACUUGCCUGUGCCCAGAUCCUCACACAGUGGACUGCAGCGGCCGCGGGCUAACCCGACUACCCGAAGAGAUCCCCUUGGAUGUGCGCAGGCUUUUGCUGUCUGACAACUGGAUACCCCGUAUCCCCUCAGACUUUCUGGUUCUGUACAGUGACUUGGUCUACCUGGAUCUCAGGAACAACUCUCUCUCCAACAUAGAACCAGGGACUCUCAGCACCUCUUCCAGGCUGGUCUUCCUGGACCUGGGCAGCAAUAAUUUGACUGAAAUCCCUACAGGGACCUUUGGGGAGUCCCGGAGCCUGAUCAAACUCCGACUGGGCAACAACCCAUAUCUAAGCAUGGUGAGCGAGGAUGCUUUCCUGGGUCUCACCUCACUGAGAGAGCUGGAAUUGGAGCGUAAUGCACUGUCUACCUUAAAGGUGGGAGCACUGAGUCAGUUGCCCUCCCUGCGAGUGGUGAGGCUCGAGGGCAACCCUUGGGUAUGCAACUGCAACUUUGCCAACUUGUUCACAUGGCUGAUGGAAAACAGUCACAAGCUUCCAAAUGGAGUGGAAGGGAUGGAGUGCUCCCUGCCCAUGGACGGCAGACGUGUGUCAUUAACACAGCUCACAAAGGACAGCUUCCGCGAGUGCCAGGCCAGCCUCACGCUAACGGACCUGCUCAUCAUCAUUUUCUCUGGCAUUUCUGUAUCUGUGGUGGCCAUCAUGACAAGCUUCUUCUUGGCUUCCACGGUUCACUGCUUCCAGCGCUGGAGUAAAGGCACCAAGGGGGAUGAGGAGGACAGCGAAGACUGAGCAGGAUUUACAUUUCAGCAAAUCUAAAAACCAACAAUGCUGUACACGUGGCGUGUCUCAUGCUGCACCUACACAGUGGAGGGGGCAGAAUUUUGCUCUUGUAUGGUUUCUUUGUACAUGGACAACGAAAUGUGAUAAUAAAGCACAUGCCCGUGGAAAGAAUCAAACUCGCAAUAAAAAUUUGCAAGUAUUCUGCGUCACCGGCAAAAUGUUAUCAUAGAGUUUGUAUUUUUGGCUGCAGGAACCUGGUCUUUUAUGACCACGGCUCUAGGCCUGAAUAAAUAUAGCAAUGUGAAUAUCUUUAUAAUGAGACAAAAUAGACAGUAAAAGGGAGGGAAAGCAGAAUUCAAAGUGUCACUACAGUGCUGUCGACUUUGUUUUCAGCAUAGUAUCAUAUCAGACAUCCAACUCUGGAGUCCAAAAAUGUGUAAAAUGACAUCAAAGUUCAUGUGACCGUGUGCGUACAUCACCAUCUGACUGAUUAUCACUUGGGCUUUAUCUGUGUUGGACAGAAUAUUUGAUCUCAUGACAGAAGGAUUUCAUUCUCACCAAUGACCUCAGUAUAACACUGACUAUAAUGACAUGAUGGAUUAUUUAAACUGUCUUUCUGGACACAAGCUAACGCUGACAACCGGUUCAUAAGCACCGGUUCAAAGUCUCAGUCAAGUCUGGAUUGAAAUCAUGAUGUAAGAUGACAUACUGCAGACAGGUAGAGAUUUUGGCAGUAUAUUCAUUAUAUAACCAAAAAUUGAUGUACAACACAAGAUAAUGUACAG
Molecule: messenger RNA, 1688 nt
Organism: Thalassophryne amazonica
Lineage: Eukaryota; Metazoa; Chordata; Actinopteri; Batrachoidiformes; Batrachoididae
Gene: lrrc38b
Product: leucine rich repeat containing 38b
Exons: 2
Coding region: 37-912 (291 amino acids)
Cellular component (GO): voltage-gated potassium channel complex
Molecular function (GO): voltage-gated potassium channel activity; potassium channel activator activity; transmembrane transporter binding
Source: RefSeq, a predicted model, not a curated record